AUGGCGGAAGAGCUACAAGCACUUCAACGACGGUGCGAAUUCACUAAGGCGAAGAUCGCACGCAUCAAAACAAACCUCAUCAAAGCAGAUGAUGAGCAGAUUCCUGUCGACGAAUAUGUGCUGGAUACAUUUCUACGUACGAUUGAUGCUGCGUACCUCGACAUGAACGAUUGCCAAGCAAAGUUGUUUGCUGCUACGCCACACAAGCAGGAGGAAGAAGAACAGGAGUAUUUUGAGUUCGAACAAUUGUACACGGAAGUGCGAGCGGAAGUAUGCAGGCAGUUGGAUAGACACAAAAAACAGGAGCUACAGGUGCAUUCCGGUCUACAUCUGGUAUCCAAUGCGCCACAGAUUCGAGUACAACAGUCCGUGUUACCACAUACACCGCUACCGAUGUUCGACGGGAAACCAGAGCAUUGGUUCAAAUUUAAGUCGAUGUUUCUAGAUAUCAUGAAGAAGUGUCCGUCCGAGGAUGCUGCUACAAGGUUAUACCACUUGGAUAAGUGUCUAAUCGGGGAAGCGGCCGGUGCGAUUAACCAGCAGUUUAUCAACGCAAACAAUUUUGACGGUGCAUGGAACUUUCUCCAGCAACGAUACGAAGAUAUACGGAAAAUCGUAGACAUUCAUGCAUCUCGGUUGCUUCAGCUCAAACCGAUGACUCAAGAAAGUGGUAAGCAGUUGAGAAAACUAAUCGAAGAAUGCGUAAGGCAUGUCGAUUCGCUCAGAUACUACGGGUACGAUGUACUAGGCCUCUCAGACAUUCUGUUGGUAAAUGUGAUUGCCUCUCGACUCGAUUUCGAAACAAAAAAGAUGUGGGAAGCUACAAACAAGCACGUUCUCGAACGGGUAGAGGCCAGUCAGCAGAAGGUUAAACAAAAACCUAGCGCGCCAGUGCACGCGCAGAAGUUACAGACAAAAUCUACGACGCUUACGGUGACAAGCGAAACAAAAUGCGUGUUCUGCGAGAAGGCGCACUUCAACCAUCAGUGUGAAGAGGUUCUCAAACUUUCUGCUACCGACAGAAACGCCAAAGCCAAGCAAGCUGGCGUAUGUAACAAUUGUCUGAGAAAAGGGCACAUGACAGCAAAAUGUUCAUCAAAGCACUCUUGUCGUGACUGCAACAAACGACAUCACACGGUUCUACACAUUGACAUCCCGAAACCGAGUGAUGAUACAUGCAAAACUACUGAUGUUCAGUCUACCGAAACCGGCAAAGCUUCGACAAAUACGAGCAACGUAGUAACCCUUAACUGCGCCACAAGUACUAACGAACAAAAAGCAGUGCUGCUAUCAACAGCGAUCGUGAACAUACUCGAUGUACAUGGACAGAGCAAGCUAUGCCGUGUUUUACUUGAUUCCGGAUCGCAGCUGCACCUGAUUACUGAGGCAAUGGCUAGUCUCCUUGGUAUUAGUCGAAAUCGAUGUUCCACCAGUGUCGUCGGUAUCAACGGCAAGGAAACGCCUGUCAAACACAUGUUAGCUGUUCAGUUUGGCUCACGUAUCAACGGAUAUAUACAACAAAUCGAAUGUCUCGUCGUUCCUCGGAUUGCUAACAUUCUUCCAGCAAGCAAGCUCAACGUAUCCGACUGGAUUAUUCCGGAUGGAGUUUUGUUAGCAGAUCCAAACUUUUACAAGCCCCAGCGCAUCGAUCUCCUAAUUGGUGCACAACUGUUUUUCCACAUACUGAGGACUGGGCAAAUACAGCUCGGCGAUAAAUUACCGGUCCUUCAAGAGACGACACUUGGAUGGGUAGUUUCGGGUGCUGUUACCGGACAUUCAUCAUACCGUCAAUACAAAGGCUGCCACACAGCGCUUUCCGAUCCUGAUCAUCAACUCGAACAGUUAAUCCAACGUUUCUGGGAGUUGGAAGAAGUUCCACUAUCAACGAAGCUGUCGAGUGAAGAGGAGUUAUGUGAACAACAUUACCAACAAACAACGACCCGGGACAUCUCCGGCCGAUAUGUGGUCAGAUUACACUUCCGUAACACCACUGACAAGCUUGGCGACUCACGCCAGCAGGCGCUCCAAAGGUUUGGACACCUUGAAAGACGCCUGGCAAACAAAUCGGAGCUGAAAGAACAAUAUGAUUUCUUUAUGAGGAAUACAUACGGCUCAACCACUGUAAGGAAACGCCUGAGUCAGAGGAUUCAUGACGACGACAAGAAAUUUCAGAGGAUCAUUUGGCGAAAGCAUCCUACGGAUUCACUUCAAACAUAUGAUCUGACAACUGUGACAUAUGGUACAGCGUCAGCACUGUUUGCAGCCACACGCACUCUGAAUCAAUUAGCUGCUGACGAGGGAUCUAAAUUUCCACUGGCUGCUGCGAUUGUGGUCAAGGAUUUUUACGUGGAUGAUGUUUUGUCCGGAGGCGAUUCAGUGAACGAAAUUCAAACUGCUGCUGAGCAAUUGACACAGCUGUUAGACAGCGGCGGGUUCCAGUUACACAAGUGGUGCACUAAUUCAGCUGAGUUUUUGGAAUCAAUUCCCGACGAGCUACGAGAGAAGCAAUCAACUUUAGAAAUAAGUGGAGCAAAUGACGUUAUCAAAACACUAGGGCUGCUUUGGAAUCCGUCGUCGGACGAAUUAGCUUUCAGGAUAAACCCGAUUCAAGCGCAAACUGCGAUACAAAGCGACAUAUUCUGUCAGAGAUGUCAAAAAUUUAUGAUCCUCUCGGGCUGCUUGCACCGGCCACGUUAG
Messenger RNA from Topomyia yanbarensis, 2697 nucleotides. RefSeq lists its product as uncharacterized. The coding region runs from base 1 to 2697 and encodes 898 amino acids. The transcript is spliced from 3 exons. Lineage: Eukaryota; Metazoa; Arthropoda; Insecta; Diptera; Culicidae. The record is from RefSeq and is a predicted model, not a curated record.